Molecule: messenger RNA, 10577 nt
Organism: Bacillus rossius redtenbacheri
Lineage: Eukaryota; Metazoa; Arthropoda; Insecta; Phasmatodea; Bacillidae
Product: proton-coupled amino acid transporter-like protein pathetic
Exons: 9
Coding region: 7982-9259 (425 amino acids)
Biological process (GO): amino acid transmembrane transport
Molecular function (GO): L-amino acid transmembrane transporter activity
Source: RefSeq, a predicted model, not a curated record
UGAUGGCGACUGCAAUGUCGACCGAAACGUCGAUGAAUUAUUCGCCAAGGACACGGCUACAACCCAGAAGCCAAGCUACUUUAGAUAAUGGCCGUGAAAGCCUGCGAACAAUGUCAACUUAUUAACCAGAUAGUCACCAUUCAGUAAUUCCAUUACAUUAUGUACUUCGCUUUAACGAAGCCAAAUUCUGAGUAUCUAACGAGGGAAUAUUGUUAUGGGAAGAAAACAUUUGUUGAAACCAAGAUGGCGUGUUUUUGGCUCCUAACUCUCCUCUUCUAGCAAAACUCGAUUUGUAUAACACGGUAUAGCUGUGCCUAAAGCGCUUGCCGGCCAUGAUGUGAUUUUUCUUACGUGAUAUGUGUGGUGUUCUUUUUGUUUUGUUUUCCACACCAUGACCGAGAAGCCGCCUCCCCAAGCUCCGCCCCAUGCGGUGGCCGAAGUGGCCACUCUCGGGUGGCCGAAGUGGCCACGCAAAAUGAGCCAAGCUUUUGAACGAGCCCCUCAGUUUGCUUUUUCCACUCAGCCUCGGGGGUCGCUUCUCAGCUGCAGAUGGUAGCGCGCGCAUGCGCGUCGAAGGUUCUGGAACCGUCCAGAAGCACACGAAGACGAGCGUUCAGUCACGACACACCGUUCUCGCAUACACUACGUCCAGUUAAAUACAAAAAAAAAAAUUCAAAGCAAUCAUGAGGACUGCCGACAGAAGUGAAAACUUAAAACUAUAAACAAUAAUUUUUUUGGAUAUCCAAAUUAAUUUUUGAUAAAAAUCAGAGACUUUGUCGCAAUUUUUACGAAAAAAAUACUUCCACAGAACAAAUUUGUUUUAUCACGUUAGUAAAAUAACUCCUAAAUUACUUUAAAAUACGCAUUGCAUAGUAAUUGUAGGUACCUAUUAAUAAUAAAUAAUGAUGUUCUUAAUUUUUAGGUUAUAUUGCUAGAAAUACUCCGUUUUCUUCAUUAUUUAAACUAUAUAUAUCUAUACGAGAAUAUAAAUAUAUUUUGUACUCUUUUUACUGCAUACACACAUUCGAUUCACAUAUGCACAGCACUGAUGUACAGGGACUGAAGACGCGUAUUAAUAAGAUAUGUAUUGGUAUAUGUCGUGUACAUUACUUGUCGACCUGUGUUAUGUGUACUGGCUGCGCGCGCACCACUGUGUGUGUGUAUGUAUAUAUAUACACACACACACAUUCACAGAUGACGUCACGUGACCAUGUCGAUGACGACUUACAUGUAUUUACUCCCUAUACAAACCAUCCUAUAGAAGUUUUCACUUCAAAAAAAAGUAAGCGAGUCGUUCAGUGCUCGCCAGAUGUGUGUGACAUCCACCCUCGUUCACGAGCAAAUUCAAGUGUUCCCAUGUUGCAAAUACACUUCUUACAAUGAGAAACUCGGACACCAAAUUUAAAGUUAAAUUCUCUUAAAGUAAUGCCGAGCGUGAUAAAUAUAAGAAUGUAGGUACUGCAUUUACUGACGCGAAUCACACGUAGUUCCUGCGCCCGGCGCUAGAAUUCGCUGCCGGAGCAGCUACUACUUCGACUAAAGACUCGUGUGUUUUUCAGGGCGAAAGGUUAAACUAUAUAAUAAAAUGGCUCUGAUAAAAGUGAAAAAAAAAAAAUCGGAAAUCAAAUUGCAUCCCGGAUUUACAACUGAUUUUCGACAAGGAGUUUUAUUAAAAUACUGCCCAUCUUGUUCAAAUUCAUUAAACAGUUAAUACUAUAAAUUUUCUCUUUGCAUUUGUGAACUUUGGUUCACGCCAUCCGGCACAGAUGGCAGCACCGUGGUUACACAUUUCCGUUCCCUGCGACUUCCGUUCCAUUCACGAAAUUGCUCCUAUAAAAUGCCGUAUAGCGAUAGCUAAGAUGUUACGUACACAAACAUUUUGUAUUUGUAAACCGUUCCCUGAAUAACUUCCCAGCAGUAACUACGCACAUUAUUAAACAAUAAAAUAAAAUAUAGUCCAGUUCUUGAAUAUUCGAAAUUAGCUUUCCAAUGGUUUAAAAACUGUAAGUUAGUAUCAAACACAAUUUCAAAUUUCAAAUUAUGCGCGACAAGAUGUAGUCAUUCAGUCAGUAUUGUAAAGCGCAUUUUAUAUAUGCAAAAAUAACCAGCACAAUGAGUUGGGCACAUUUAUUGUAGUAUUAAAAAAUAUUUUUUUGGAAAAUGGUUUCCGAACAAAUAUUUUUUAAAGUACAAGAAAAAUUCUGCGUAGUCAAAUAUAUCCGAAUUUCAAGAAAAUCAAGCGAAUAGUCUUGGAAAUAUGUUGCGUAAGGGAUUUCACAUGAAAUUAUUCGACAAAAACUUAUCCUGUAUCGCCAACCCAUUAACUCUGCUUUGCAUAUUGUUUUUGAGUUCAGUUUUUGUUGCAGUGCUGAUGUUCGAAAUAUUUUUUAACUGUUAUAUCUUGUUUUUUUGGCACAUUAUGCUGGAUUCAAUAUCUUAUGGUGGCUCGGUAUGCGAUGAAAGAAGAAUCCGUUAGUAGGUACGUUGUAACCAUUGGAGGGUUAGAAAAAGUAAAAAAUAAACUUUUUUUUACAUAAAAACAUAUUAAAUUUCUAGUUUUUGAAGCCCCGAAGAAGUAAAUUUUUGUUUGGUGGUAUGAGGAUUGCUAGUUCGCUCUUGAGACAUUUGUAAUUUGAGGUUUGCAAAAAAUGGAAAUGGUGUCUCAUAGGGAAAAAAAAAAAAACUUCCAAUUACGAAGCCUGGAGAUGACAUGCAAAACAUAAUUACGAGAAGUUUAAUGCAAAAAAAUAUAUAAAAAACGUAAUACUGACAAAGAAGUAGAGUUUACUUAUUAUACCUAAUAUAAGCUCAGAGAAGCUCAGAGAAAGAUCCAAUCAGGUUUCGGGCUGAUGACUGCGUACAUUUGUCUAGUUGUAUGAAAAUUUAUCCGGCUGGCGAAAUUGUGAACAUGCUAUGUUUUCUAACUUUAAGUUCCAGGCUUUUUAUGUAUUUAUAUGAGGUCAUGAUUUAUUUAUGAGUAAGUAUAGUUUAGUCAAGGCUUUAAAAAAUAAUUUUUUUUCUCCUUUACCUUCCUUUCCAAAACCUUACACAUACCUUUUUUUUUUAAAACCUUUCACAUACCUCUCUUUCGAAAACCUUACACAUACCUUGCUUUCGAAAAUCUUACACAUACCAUUAUUUCGAAAAUCUAACACAUACCUUUCUUUUGAAAACCUUACACAUACCUUUCUUUUGAAAACUUUACACAUACCUUUCUUUCGAAAAUCUUACACAUAUCUUUCUUUCUAAAACCUUACACAUACCUUUCUUUCGAAAAUCCUACACAUACUUUUCUUUAAAAAAACACAUACCUUUCUUUUGAAAACCGUACACAUAACUUUCUUUCUAAAACCUUACACAUACCUUUCUUUCGAAAACCUUACACAUAAACUCGUUGAAGUCUUGCGCGCGCCCGGUCCUACCAAGCGCCCAUGAAGUGAUCCCCCAGGCUGCCGUCUAAACCUAGCGGCUUGGCCCAGUCAUUCGAGGUCUGAUGGUCAUUCGAGGUCUGAUGGUCAUUCGAGGUCUGAUGAUCUUCGACGGACACAAGUUGUGCGUCACACGCGCCGUGUGUGAUUUUUUCACUACCAUGUUGUAAUCCUGUGGCAUCUAGAACGAAAAUAAAGGAUUGAUGGGUUUUGUGUGUGUUAACUGCUUCACCCUACAUCACAUUGCAUGCCACGGGCCAUAAACAGUGGCAGUUGGAAGCCCUUAAAGACGUACGUGAGUUUCUUUGAUUUGCGGAAAGUAAAUAUGACAUUUCCCAUGCCGCAUGGCUGUUACAUGCAGGAAAACGUCUGUGACGUAGCAGAGAUAUUGCAAUGUUUCGUUGAAUAAACUUUGAAAGUUCUGAAAUAUAUUUGAGACGUUGUUGUUUUAGGUUUGUGCUCGUACCUUAAAAUAAAUAAUUCUAACGACAAACGUUGCCUCCGUACGAUAUAUGGUCCAGAGUGCUUCCCAAAGCUAGUAUACACCUUUGAAGUUAGGACUGAGCAAAUUUUUAUUGUAGAUAAUAGGCAGAGACCCGGAAAUUUCGCGGAUACUUCUGGCCUCAUGAUAGAAUUUAAAGUUAUAGGUGUGCUCGACCCAUGUUUACUUUCCCAUUGGUUGAUUUCUUAGUGAGAACAUUUUUAUCCUUGUUAUUUGGCACUACCUGAUUCGCUUACUCCUCUCCUAGCUGGGCAUCGUUGGGUCACGGUCGUAGAGGGGCGUGUCCAUAUAACUGCGGUCCAAUAAUGAACACAGUGCGAGAGUGUGAAGGUUUGCAUUAUAGCUUGCGACUAAAUGAAUCCGCGAAAUUUCCGGGUCUCUAAUAAUAGGGAAAGAAUUUGUAAUGGAACACCGAGUGUCCGAAUUGCCUUUUAUUGAACAAAGUUCUACGACCACAGCGAUUUUUUUUUGUUGUGUCAAAAUUAUUACAUUAAAAUAAACGGGGAAUGCCAACAUUAUUUUCCAUAUAUGUUCGUGGAGUGUUACUUCCCCCAAUUAUUUCAAUGAAAUAAUUUUCUAAAGGGACAAAAUUUGUGAUGUUUGUAGAACUUCAUUAAAUUAGACAUUACCUAGUCCCUCAAUGUUCCAUCUGAAAUAAUUUAUCUAUUAUUUAUAGGAAGAAAAAAAAUAUUCUUCAGAUCUAACUUCAAAGGCGUACAACAACCUUGGGAUGCAGUUUACACCAUGAGUCGUAUAAAGGUUUUCAACUUAUUUUGUCGCGAUGAAACUGCAGACAAAGUAUCUUCUAGUUCAUAUAUCUUAUCUUGAUUUUCUUUUUUGUUGCCAAAUUUUGGAGGAUAGUUAAAUUUUUCUCUUCAAACUUCCACCAACAUUUUUUUCCCUUAUAGAUACUGAUUGCAUGCAUGAUUAUCAAGUGUAAAUUCGCUGUAAAAUAACGUUAUUGAGUUAACUCUUAAUUUAGCAUGACCUCAUAACGAAUUGGGUUCACGUGCUUCAAAUUAUAGAGUUAGAUAAAUAUUGAAUCUUUUUCGUGUGCUGGAAGUUUUUGCUUUUUUAAGGAAGUGUACCAGUUACAUCUGCCACUGUUUACAGGUCUCACAAACCAACUUUAAUUUCACUUACGUAUUUUGAAACAAAAUGUUUACGUUUCACUGCAACAGUUUAUUUGUAGAAAUAAUUGAACCAAGUAAUAUAUCACUUAAUUACAGAAAUAAUACUUGUUUAGUUUAAUAGGGACUGGAUUUAUAAAUGGUUAAAUAAUUAUAUAUAUUUACAAAUGUUAAUAUCUGUGUUGCUUUUGCAGGAACUAAUGUUUUAAUAAAGCUUUUAGAAAAAUUAGUAUGCUUUUGAGCUAGUUUCCAUAGAAUAUAGCUGCUAUUUACUUUUAUUGUAUGUUGCAUUGGCUUUGACAACACCUAAGAUAAAUGUAUAGCUGAGUGCGUAUUAAUUUAGAGCAAGUUUAAAUAUUCUAUACCAUGAAGUGUAAAGUGCAUGCAACACAGUGCAUUUUUUAAGUUGUGACUUUAGACUAUGUGGUUUCACUGUACUAGUUAGUAAUAAGACUGAAAAUGUAAUCUUUUCCAAAUGCACAUAUUCACUUUUUUUUAGUUCAUCGGCGUGUUUCUUACGUAAGGAUCAUUAUUUUUAAUAUAUUAUUCAAGUAAAAUCAUUUUCUAAGAUAACACCAGGAGUGUGAUUUUUAUUAACUUAUUAUGUGAAAUGUGUAAGUUAACAUUUAUAUAGUGAUACAUGCUGUCAAGAAUUAUCUAACAUAUUUAAGUUAAGAUACAAUUUUCGUAAAUUGUAACGCAAAAUCAUUUAAUUUAAUUUAGGUUUGUUUAAGUUAUUAUUUACUUGCAUACAUCAAGAUGAAAUGAAGAAUGAUACGAUUUACAGCCACAUCAAGAGAUAUACGGGUAUAUUUAUGAAUUACACAUGUACUAGGGCUAUAAAAAAUACUGAAGGUUCUGAUAAAAUACAUGUCAUAAAAAAUUAUUAUUUGAAUGUUUUCAAAAAGAACUAAAAAAAAUUGCGUAAAAAUUUGUAAAUAGUUUGUUCAGGUAGACAAAGAAUUAUUUUGAAAUUUUCUAUUAAGCCCCUAUCGAAAUUAGUUUUUUUUUAAAAGUAAAUUGCGUCAACUGGUACUAUAUAAACUAUUGAAAAAUCAUUUGUUUGCUAUCUAUCGCCUUUUGGACAAACACUUGCAAGUACAUUAUGCAGCAUUUUUUUUUCUUUCGUAACAGGUAAGUUUAAUAUUUUCUCCCUGCUAAUUUGAAUGUUUGUUUGGUUAUUAUUUCGAAGAAAUUACCCUCUGUUUAACAGAACAAAAUAUACUAAUGUUAAAUUAUUUUUUGUGAGACUCCCGUGUGGAACGUUUAAAAACAAAACUUACGUUAGGAUGACAUUUGACCUAUGCGUAUAAGUAAUCAGUGCCGUCAUUCUUGUUUUGUUGCUGCCUCCUGGGAUAACUAAGAUUCCUAAUUAGAUACAUUUUGGUACUGAUACAUGCUUAAUUAAUCGGCUAACCUACACCACACUAAAAUUUGCCACGUCUCUCAAUCUACGCUGGGAAAAAAAGGUUUCUUCAAAACGAUAAGUAGAUUUAAUUUACGUAAUAUUUUCUAAACUCUAUACGUUUUAGGUAUUUACAGUUAAAUCUCGUCAACAAGGACUAACUGAGGGCAAAGGCAAUCCGGAUAAUCCGGGUAAUAUGGGGAAUAAGCAAAACAAAAUCCUUAAAUAAACAGACUUACCGUUUGUUACGAUAAAAAACUUAAGUUUUGUAACAAAAAUACCUAGUAUACGUGCCCUAUAUUGUUUACAAGACCUUUUAAAAAAUAUAAUAAUAACAUUUUAAAACAAAAAAAAUUGGUCCGCUUUCUUCUGUUUCACACACGUAUGGCGUUUGAAUGAAGCACGAUUAUGUAAACGCUUUAUCAUUAAUAGUUUAGCUGGAGCUGUGUCGGGCUGACUCUCCAAGUACGCCGAAGCAUUUUAUUAUCAUAAUUAUACCGUCUAUGCAGGAACUGUACAUUGAAUCAAACUAAAAAGUGAAUAUUUGGCGUAUUUAUAGUUACGUUCUUGCUAGUUUAAUCAAAAAUGUUUAUGUGAACAUUUAAUAAAAUAUCUAUAAAUCUGAUCUAGAUAAAUUCCCAGAUCCCGUUCAACUAGGGUCUGAUAAACGAGGUUUUACUUUCUUUGCUUUCUUCACGCCCUGGCAAGGAGAAAAAAUAUUUAUGUGCCUUGAAAAAGGUCCCAUUAAAGCUGAUCGCGAAAAUAAAUGGACGAAUCCUCGGCACAAACCGACCACGAGGGAUGUUGAGUAAGUUUAAUGAUUUCUCAGUUUCAUAUUCAAGCGAUCUUUUUGAACUGUCCUCUUGGCUAGUUGCAGAGAACAUUGAACGGAGAGUAUGUUGAUUUCCCAAACACCGUGGUAAUACUGAAGAACACACCUCAACUAUAUAUUCUCAUUAACAACAAAAUAAGAAUGAUGGUACUGAAACUUUUAGUCAUCCAAAGAUUUUCUAUUUAAAUUAAUAGUUUUCAAGUGUUGAUAAUCAUUUCAUGCAACAAGCAGUAACGCGAAUGAAAGAAAAAUGACCAACCAAGACAAAAAAAAGAUGGCCAUUUUGUGUAAAUUUGUUUACUGAAACAUACGAAACAAUGAUCUGUCAAGACAAAUUUUUAAAUACCAGAAUUGCACACACUAGACUGAAACGAAAUGAGAAGAAAUUAUUUGAAGUGUACUCGUAUUUGCUGAAGGCAUGUAAUGUGAAGUUGAUUGCAGGAGCUGAAUCAGUUGAUCAUGAACUUAACACCCCCCCAAAACAAAAGUUCUUAACAACUGAAAUGGUUAUGUAGAAGAAUGUACUGAGAAAAGAAAAGUGUGAGAAGACAAUUCGGGGCUUGAUCUCUACACCAUCCCUUUCCAGAUGGAUAUCUGUACAAAUGCGAGGCAAAUGGCGUGCCCAUUACUGCCGUGGCUGGCUCCACCACACCGUUGGUGGAGAAACCAGCCCUCGACGAGGAAAUGGGUUACAACCCAUUUGAGCACAGGAAGCUUUCCCAUCCCACUUCGGACAUGGACACACUCAUCCACCUGCUCAAAGGCAGCCUGGGCUCGGGGAUCCUGGCCAUGCCUCUCGCCUUCCUCAACGCAGGCCUGCUCUUUGGGGUCAUCGCCACGUUCAUCAUCGCCUUCGUGUGCACCUACUGCGUGCACGUGCUGGUGAAGUGCGCGCACAUCUUGUGCCGGAGGACGCAGGUUCCGUCGCUGGGGUUCGCCGAGGUGGCGGAGGCCGCCUUCCUGGCGGGGCCGGCCGCCGUGCAGAAGUUCUCUGGGGCGGCGAGAGCUACAGUCAACCUGUUCCUGUGUGUGGACUUACUAGGAUGUUGCUGUGUCUACAUUGUUUUCGUUGCGAAAAACCUUAAGCAGGUGGUGGACUUCUACACCAACAACCACUGGGACCUCCGCAUCUACAUGGUCAUCAUGAUGCCCAUCCUGGUGGUGAUCAACAUGGUGCGCAACCUCAAGUACCUGGCGCCCUUCUCCAUGUUCGCCAACAUCCUGAUCGCCACGGGCCUCGGCAUCACCUUCUACUACAUAUUCUCGGACCUGCCGUCCGUGGAGAGCCGCCCCAACUUCUCGUCCUGGACCCAGCUGCCGCUGUUCUUCGGCACAGCCAUCUUCGCCCUGGAGGGCAUCGGCGUGGUGAUGCCGCUGGAGAACAACAUGAAGACCCCGACCCACUUCAUCGGCUGCCCGGGGGUGCUGAACGUGGGCAUGUUCAUCGUCGCCAUCCUGUACAACAGCGUCGGCUUCUUCGGCUACCUCAAGUACGGCGACAAGACGGAGGGCAGCAUCACCUUGAACCUGCCCACCGACGAAAUCCUGGCGCAGUCCGUGAAGGUGAUGAUAGCCCUCGCCAUAUUCUUCACCUACGCCCUGCAGUUCUACGUGCCCAUGGAGAUCAUCUGGAAGGCGGUGAGCCACCGCUUCGGCGCCCACAAGCUGAAGGCGGAGUACAUCAUCCGGGCCGUGCUCGUUGUGGCCACAGUCGGCAUCGCGGCGGCCAUCCCGAACCUGGGGCCGUUCAUCUCGCUGGUGGGCGCCGUGUGCCUGUCCACGCUGGGCAUCAUGUUCCCGGCCAUCAUCGAGACGGUCACCUACUGGGAGACGCCCGGCACGGGCCGCUUCAACUGGAUCCUGUGGAAGAACCUGCUCAUCGUGCUGUUCGGCUUCCUGGGCUUCGCGACGGGCACCUACUCCAGCGUGGCCGAGAUCAUCGCCGAGUUCGGCCAGGAGUGAGGGUCGCUUCCCCCUCCCUUCUGCGAGCAGGACAGACCGGCGCCCCGCACUUCCAGGAGAGGGCGGCUUCCCGAGGGGCGAGACCUCGUCGCGUAGUCCCGUCGCUUCUGCAAGAUCCUAGCGUAGCGCUGGAACAAAACACACCGUCUCAAUGUAGGAAAAACACCACAGCACAAUUGAACGCCAAACUGUUAAAUGCUUUUUUUAGAUACUUUUUUAACAGCAAUUUAAAAAAAAUUUUUUUUUUUUUAAAUUAGAUAAUGCCGCAGGUGGUCUUUCUGUCCGUAUGUAACCAGCGCACAUGUUAUCGGGCAUGUCGCAAAUAAGUAGGAAGUGGCCUUGUAAAUAUUAAUAUUAAAAAAAUUUGUGCUUUAUAGGUAUUUGUAAAGUAUUAUAACGUCAUUGCCUGCAGCAAGGUAGUGCAAUUUUUUCAUUCGCUACAAAGUAGUGAUUUAGUUUGUUUGUUGCCUUGCAGAAGGUGUUAUGAUGGGCGGAGGGGAAAAAAAAAAUAGACACUUUUUUUUUUCUUCUCGGAAGUUGUAUUUAGUGAGAAUGUGAAUGAUGAUGAUGAUGAAUGGGGCUGUGUAGCCCACAAUAAGUUAUGGCUGGUGUUGACGCGCCAGGCGAGCUCGUGAUUGGUCGGUGCUUGGUGGAGCGAGGCGAGCGGACUGCAGUAGCCAGUUCAUGUUUAGCAAUAGAAGUCACUGAGGGAACGCCAGUGAGCAUAGAGCUGAGAUACUUGUAGAUCCGUUAACCUAGUGCUGUGAAUCCUUGUUACCUGGUUCCACAGAUGCUAAUAUUGAUUCUAUACGUGUCACCACUGUAUACUAACAAUUUAGUUAUGAUGUUUUGAAUGUUCCUUUUGUGCUUGGUUGUAGCUGCUUUUUUUUUAGGACAGUGUUGCAGUUAAUUAAGUAUGCACAAUUACAGAAUUUUAAUUAUUUUAUAGGCCUUAUUAAGAUGUCCUCUUGAUUAAAGCCUUUUUAAAAAUAAACAUACCAGUUGCAUUUGUUUCAGAGAGGGUAUAAAACUGUUUAUAUUUAGUUGGAUCUGAAAGAAUCAUUACACAACAGAAAUCAAUACUUCACAUGUAUUCUGGAGAGAAAAAAAUAGUUUUUUUUAAAAUAUAUUUUCUAGACCUUUAAUUAGAAAAUGAUGGUCCAUUAUUUUAUUCAAUCAUUGAUUAAUUUAUUCAUUCAUUUUAAAGAGUUGAAUUUUUAACUGUAUAUAUCUUAACCACCUUGUUUUUUUAUCUCUUUAUCUCUGAUAGUUACUUGAAAUCCUGUUAAAGUGUUUUCCAAAAAAAAAAAAAAACAAA